AUUACUUCAGGAAUAGAUUAUGGCCAUAAGACGUUGUCGCUGUAUAACAGGAAAAUCAAAAUAGCUGUGUGGGAUACUGCUGGCCAAGAAGCGUUUAAGUCCAUAGCCAGAUCAUAUUAUUCGGGCGCUGCGGCUUGUAUAUUAGUGUACAAUAUCACUAAACGCUAUUCGUUUCAACACGUCAGUGAAUGGUUAAGAGAAGCUCGACUUAACUCUGGUACCAGAAUGAUGUUCGCGUUAGUGGGCAACAAAACUGAUUUAGAAAAUAACAGAGAAGUAGAACGAGUUGAAGGUGAACACUUUUCUCACAAAAAUGGCUUAUUAUUUUUCGAAACUUCUGCCAAAACAGCAAGUAACGUAUCAGACGUUUUUGAGGAGUUAGCAAAACAUUUAUACAAAAAAGUCAUGAGCGGUGAAAUUGAUGUCAAUAGACCGAUAUCAGGAGUUAGACUUGGCCGCAAACGCAGCAAAUCAGAAAUAGUGAAAAACCAUGCAAGUGAUUGUUGUACGUUUACAUAAAAUACAAAUAGGUACACAGUACUAUACUAAAACUUUAGAUAGUAUUAAUUGUCAAAUUAUAUUUUAACAUUUUGUAACAUAAUAUUCUUGAUUUUUAAUUUUCAAUUACUACCUAUUUACUUCACCUAACGUUGUUAUUUAUUAUUUUUUUUUAUUAUUUUCUGUUAUUAGAACUAUAGAUUUUUUUCAGACGUUCUUAGCUAUAUUACUAAACAUACAUAUUAGAUAUCAUAACAAUAAAACAUUGACAAUUUGUACGUAAUAAUUCAACCUCAUAACUACUCCACUAAUGGAGAUAUAUUUAUUUUGUUUACCUCACUCGGAAGUUCAAUUUAUAUUAUGUCUCUUGGAAGUAAAUCUUUUCAUACCGAAAAAUGAUUUUCUUUUCAUAAUAUUUAU
Messenger RNA from Metopolophium dirhodum (rose-grain aphid), 918 nucleotides. Its product is annotated as ras-related protein Rab-2A-like. Gene Ontology annotation, molecular function: GTP binding; GTPase activity. The record is from RefSeq and is a predicted model, not a curated record. The annotation marks the transcript as partial. NCBI's taxonomy places the organism in Eukaryota, Metazoa, Arthropoda, Insecta, Hemiptera, Aphididae. The transcript is spliced from 3 exons.